Polypterus senegalus (gray bichir) is the source of this 2246-nucleotide messenger RNA. It is a transcript of the gene utp4, whose product is annotated as UTP4 small subunit processome component. NCBI's taxonomy places the organism in Eukaryota, Metazoa, Chordata, Cladistia, Polypteriformes, Polypteridae. Gene Ontology annotation, biological process: maturation of SSU-rRNA from tricistronic rRNA transcript (SSU-rRNA, 5.8S rRNA, LSU-rRNA). The transcript is spliced from 17 exons. Gene Ontology annotation, molecular function: RNA binding; protein binding. The record is from RefSeq and is a predicted model, not a curated record. The coding region runs from base 101 to 2161 and encodes 686 amino acids. Gene Ontology annotation, cellular component: 90S preribosome; small-subunit processome; t-UTP complex.
CGGUUCGAAGGGCUUCAACGUGGUUCUUUAGAGUAUUCGGGAUCUUUCAGUUCAAUGUGAGACUUUUUGUAAAAAUUUGAUUUGAAUAGGCUGGUUAAGAAUGGGAGAGUUCAAAGUACAUAGAGUCAAAUUUUUUAAUUACAUGCCUUCUGGAAUUCGAUGUAUGGCCUAUAACAGCAGCACGGAUAAACUGGCUCUGGCACGUUUGGAUGGGUCUAUAGAAAUAUUUAACAUUUCAAACAACUACUUCCAGGAAAAGGUUAUCCCAGGCAAUGAUUCAAGAUCAAUUGAGGCUAUUUGUUGGGUUGGGCAUGAUCGUCUUUUCACUGCCAGCCUCAGUGGAGAAGUUAUGGAAGUUGAUCUUCAAAAACUUUGUCCCAAGUACAAACUCCAUGCUUUUGGAGGACCGAUUUGGUCCAUGUCCUGUAAUGCUGAAGAGUCUCACUUGGCGGUUGGUUGCGAAGAUGGGUCUGUAAAAGUGUUUGAAAUUCUUCCAGAGAAAAUACAGUUUGAACGGAAUCUAGAUCGACAGAAAGGUCGCAUCCUUUCUAUUUCCUGGCAUAAAUCUGGAGCAUUGAUUGCUGCAGGAACAAUAGAUAUGAUUCGGAUUUUUGAUGUGAAAUCAGGGCAUGCAGUUCAGAGGAUUUUGGUAGACCGAGGAGCAGCUGCUUGCCGUAAUUGGGAGUGUGUUGUGUGGAGUAUUGCUUAUUUAUCAGAUAACACAGUGGUUAGUGCAGACUCCACAGGCAAGGUUCAAUUUUGGGAUACAGAAAAAGGAACUUUAAUUAAAUCCUAUUUAAUUUCCAAAUGUGAUGUAUUGUCACUCUCUGUAUCUGAGGAAGAGGACAGCAUUCUUGCUGGAACAUCUGAGGGAACAGUUGUUCAGUUUCAGUGGCUGCCUACAACAAUUGAAAAUGGAGAUUACCAGUGGGUUAGAACAAGAACAUUUAAACACCAUACACACGAUGUCAGAGCUGUAGUUGAAACAAGAACUGCUUUAAUAUCAGGUGGUCUGGACACACACCUUGUUUUUCGACCCCUCUUGGAUAAAGUGGAAGAAAAGUCAUAUGACACUGCCUUAAGAAAAGUGACAUUUCCACAUAGAAAAUUAGUAUGCUGUGCAAAGAAACACAAUCUCCUGAUGUUUCAGUAUCCUGAUCAAUUGGAAGUGUGGAAGCUGGGAGGCACAGAUGUCAAGAGUAUUCAAGAGGACAAACUGCCAGUUACAAGAAAACCCGAAAAGUUACUUCAGUUAAAAAGAAAGGGAAGUGAUCACAUUUGUUGUAGCGCCAUAUCACAAUGUGGAAAUUGGAUUGCUUAUUCCACAGUUUCCUCAAUCCGGUUGUAUCAAUUACAGUAUGACAGCAACAGAGUAAAUAUUAAAAAGGUACAGAAUCUUCCAAAGGUUUUAUACUCAGCCCACCAGCUUCAGUUUUCAGCUGACUCUUCAAAGCUUUUUAUAGCCUCUGCUCAAGCAGCUGUUCAUGUUCUUAGUAUUUUUGAAACAGAGUGCAAGCAUCUCCACACAUUCCAUCCAAAGUCUGAUGUCUCUGAACCGGUACAUUUACUAUCAGCAAGUGCUAAUGGGCGGUGGCUUGCUGCUGCAAGUCAAAACUGUGAAAUUAAUAUAUAUGAUUUAAAAAAAUUAAAGCACCAUUGUGGUGUUCCUGUUUACAGUGCAAACCCCAGUGCAAUGGAAAUACAUCCAGAAACAGACAACCUGCUUAUUGUCUACUCAGAUCGUCAAAUAUUUGAGUUUAGUAUUACAGAGAAACAGUACACAGACUGGAGCAGAAAAGUACAAAAAGAAGGAUUGCACAGCCAUUGGUUUGAAAGAGAUACUCCUGUUACACAUGUGGCAUUUAACCCAAGGAAACCAUCUCAGAUAAUGCUUCAUGACAUGUAUAUGCUAUGCAUCAUUGACAAAAGCCUACCUCUUCCAGACAGGAAAAUGCCAUUAUAUAACCAGUUGAUUUUGAAAAACCUGACAGAUGAUGAACGAAAAAGACAAAGCCAUGCUUUUAAAAUUUGCAAAAACUAUCAGCACCUCUUGUAUGCAGACUUGCUUGAUGAAGAGUGGAUGGUUGUCAUAGAGCGCCCAAUAAUUGAAAUCAUUUCACAGCUGCCUGCUCCAGUCAGACAGAAGAAGUUUGGAACAUAACAAGCUAAUUUCAGUGGACUGUUCAUACAACUUCAUCUGCAUUGUAGCCUAAAAUACUAAAAAUAAAUACUUAUUUUUGCUUUUA